Ceratotherium simum simum (southern white rhinoceros) is the source of this 2186-nucleotide messenger RNA. RefSeq names its product decaprenyl diphosphate synthase subunit 2 (gene PDSS2). Lineage: Eukaryota; Metazoa; Chordata; Mammalia; Perissodactyla; Rhinocerotidae. Gene Ontology annotation, molecular function: prenyltransferase activity. The record is from RefSeq and is a predicted model, not a curated record. Gene Ontology annotation, biological process: ubiquinone biosynthetic process; isoprenoid biosynthetic process. Gene Ontology annotation, cellular component: transferase complex; mitochondrion.
UCUCUGCUCCUGUACAGCCCGCCCCCAUCUUUACGGCAGGCCGCAUUCCACGCCUCCAAUAUGGUGUCCCCCAUUUAGGCAGGGGCAGUAGUUUCUACCCGGAUGGCCGGGGGCAGUGCUGAGCCGGUGCUAUUGUAUAUCUAGCCCAGGCUGCAGAGAGCUGCAGUUUAAGUUCCUUCUGGUCACGGCUCCAGGAACCCACCCUCCUCUGAGGGUCAACAGUCGCCGCUUCCAAGUAGUCCCUGCAAGUUCUUCCUCUGCCCCUGGUUUGUUCCCCGCGCCACCUCCGGACACCCCCAGGUCCCUGACACUCCCAGACCCAAACUAUGAGCCUUCGGCAGCGGCUUUUGCGCUUGUCCCGUUAUCUCGGGGCCUCGGGUCCCCCGCGUCGCCUGUGGUGGCCCCCGUCUCUCGACACAGUCUCUUCGGUGGGCUCCUGGCGUGGUCAGUUCUCCAGGUCCCCAGCCCACUGGAACCAAGUGGUGUCAGAAGCAGAGAAGAUCGUGGGCUAUCCCACGUCCUUCAUGAGCCUCCGCUGCCUGCUGAGCGACGAGCUCAGCAACAUCGCUAUGGAGGUGCGGAAGCUGGUGGGGACUCAGCACCCUCUGCUUACCACAGCCAGGGGGCUUGUGCACGACAGCCGGCAUAACCUCCAGUUGAGAGGCUUGGUGGUGCUACUUAUUUCUAAAGCAGCUGGGCCCAGCAGCGUGAAUGCUUCAUGUCAAAACUAUGACAUGGUCAGUGGGAUCUAUUCAUGUCAAAGAAGUUUGGCAGAGAUCACAGAACUUAUCCAUACUGCUCUCCUUGUGCAUCGUGGGAUAGUAAAUUUAAAUGAAUUGCAGUCUUCUGAUGGGCCACUGAAAGACAUGCAAUUUGGAAAUAAAAUAGCUAUCCUGAGUGGAGACUUUCUUCUAGCAAAUGCCUGCAAUGGACUAGCUCUACUACAGAACACCAAGGUUGUGGAACUUCUAGCAAGUGCCCUUAUGGACUUGGUACAAGGAGUAUACCAUGAAAAUUCUACUUCAGCAAAGGAAAAUUAUAUCACAGAUGAUAUUGGAAUAUCGACUUGGAAGGAGCAGACUUUUCUCUCUCAUGGUGCCUUAUUAGCAAAGAGCUGCCAAGCUGCAAUGGAAUUAGCAAACCAUGAUGCUGAGGUUCAGGAUAUGGCAUUUCAGUAUGGGAAGCACAUGGCCAUGAGUCAUAAGAUAAAUUCUGAUAUCCAGCCUUUUAUUAAAGAAAAGACCAGUGACUCCACGACUUUUAAUCUAAACUCAGCUCCUGUAGUCUUACAUCGGGAGUUUCUUGGAAGAGAUUUGUGGAUUAAGCAGAUUGGAGAGGCUCAAGAGAAAGGAAGAUUAGACUAUGCUAAGUUGCGAGAAACAAUCAAAGCUGGCAAAGGUGUGACUUCAGCUAUUGACCUGUGUCAUUACCAUGGAAACAAGGCACUGGAGGCCCUGGAGAGCUUUCCUCCCUCGGAGGCCAGAUCUGCUUUAGAAAACAUUGUGUUUGCUGUGACCAGAUUUUCGUGACACCAAAUUAAAAAGACACUAUUGUUCGUCAGCUGAAAAAACUGGGGAAUGAGGUGAUGGGGAGAGCUUUCAUGAUGAAAUAUGUAAAUGUGUUAAUGACUUUAAAAACAUACACUUUUUUUCCUUACCUUUAUUACAUUGCUAAAUGAAGACUGCCUUCUUUUGGGAACUGCUACAAACAAAAUUAGAAGAAAAAAAAUGUCAAGCAGUUUUCACUUGUCACGCCAGAAGCACACUUGAGGCUGCAGUAGCAGAAAUAAUUAAUGAGAUUCGCUCCUGUGACCUCAGCAAAUGGACAGGAAAUAAGUCCUUAUUGAUUGGACCGAGCAGGGAUGGCGCCAGGGCGGUGGCCUGUGGUUUUCCUUCUAGAGAGGACAGAGCAAGCUGGAAGCUGCAGGUGUCUAGAGAAACACUGUCAAUGCCAGUAAGGGAGGACUGUCAAAGCAAAAACUAGUGACCAAUUUGUCAUAACAGAGAGUAGUUCAGUGAUUAAGGAAAAAAUAUGCUUUGUCUUUUCGCAAUUGUGUCUCUGUAUUUAUAGAUACAGUAUAAAUAUACUUUGUGCUCUAUGGGUUUUGUAAGAAUUUUUUGGAAAAAUUGCUGAAAAAAUAAUGCCAAAUAUUUGAAGUAGGAGAUUAAAAUGUUAUCAAAUGUUAA